Messenger RNA from Alligator sinensis (Chinese alligator), 1644 nucleotides. RefSeq names its product sex hormone binding globulin (gene SHBG). Gene Ontology annotation, molecular function: steroid binding. The coding region runs from base 72 to 746 and encodes 224 amino acids. Lineage: Eukaryota; Metazoa; Chordata; Crocodylia; Alligatoridae. The transcript has 5 exons. The record is from RefSeq and is a predicted model, not a curated record.
GCGUUGCCAACCUCAGUGCGGCUGCUGGGCCCCGGCUGGACGAUGGCCGCUGGCACCGGCUGGACCCCGCCAUGGACGGUUGCAUGCGGCGCUGGGAUUGGCUGAACCAGACAGUGGCCUGGGGUCAGGGGUCACCCGGGGGUCCCCCCAAACCCUGCUUCCACACCCUGCUCCCCGGCAGCUUCUUUGCAGGGGGAGGGGCCAUCUUCACAACUGCAGAUCUGGUGCCCGACCCCCCGGCCCCUGAGGGGGGCUGGGAGCUGGUGGUGGAGCUGGGGGUCCGGGCCCCCUCCCAGACCGGCCUCAUCCUGGCCAUCACAGACGCCAACGCCAGCCUGGUGCUCAGCCUCUCCCUGACGCCCACUGCCCUGACAUUGCGCCUGGACCAGGUGGGGCAGCUGAGCCUGCCUCUGCCCCUGGGCUGCCCCUGGCCAGUGGAUGCUGUGGGGCUGCACGUAGGGCCAGCCAGCCUCAGCCUGCGCCUCGGGGCCCAGCACACCUGCACCCCCCUUGCUGCACCUGCCUUGCGCCUCCGCACUGCCUGGACCAGCCCCCACGGCCGCCUGCACCUUGGGGCCCUGCCAGAGGCAGCAGAAGGGCCGGGCCCUUUCCAGGGCUGCCUGCAUGGGCUGCAGGUGCAGGGCCAAGAGCUAGACCUCGAUGCUGCCCUGGCCAAGAGCAAUGCCAUCUGGUCCCACGGCUGUCCUGGCAAUGGGGGUCACAGGGUUGGUUGUACCUGCCCCUAAUAAAGGGCUCCUGGCAACUGUGCCUGACUCCUGUGCGACUGUGCAUCUGGCUGUAGCUAGAGGGGUGCAGACUGUGUCUGGCUAUAUCUGGAGAGAGGUGGACUUUGUGUCCAGCUGUAGCUGGGGCUCCUCCAAUCAUGCAUCCAGUUGUAGCUGGUCUCCCCCCCACCACCUCCUGACUGUGUAUCCAGCUGUAGCCGGGGCUCCCCCAACCAUGUGUCCGGUUGUAGCUGGUCCUCCUCACCCCCGACUGUGCAUCUGACUGUAGCUGGGGGGUCUGACUGUGUAUUCAGCUAUAGCUGCAUGGCGGGGCCUGCAACUGUGUCUGGCUUUACCUGGGAGGGGGGUGUUGUGUGUCUGGUUGUUAUUGAGAGCUGUUAUGACUGCAACCAGUUGUAGCUGGGCCCAACUUUGGCUGUACCUGUGGGGUGGCUGGUUAUGACCGUGUCCAGCUGUUGCUGGAGAUGACCCCAACUGUAGCUGGGGGUGACUGUGUGUCUGGCUGUGUUCUGGCACAGUUGUACAUUGGGCUGCAACUGUCUCUCGGGGUGUAUCUGGGGGUGACUGUCACUAGGCAUCCGACUGAGACCAAAAGUUGUUGUGAUUGUGUAUCUGGCUGUUUCUGGGGGUGAUUCUGACUGUGCAUCUGACUGUCCUGGAAUGGUUGUACAUUAGGCUGCGGCUGUCUCUCAGGGUGUAUCUGGGGGUGACUGACCGGGGGUGGGGGUGUUUUGAAUGACUGUGACCAUGGGUUUGUCUGUGCCUUGGAGCAUUUGUGACCAGAAACAGUUGCGAUUGUUAGGUAAUGGCUGUAUCUGGGAGUGGUUGUGACUGUGGGUCAGGCUGUACCUGGGAGGGACUGACUGUAUGUCAAGCUGUGUCCUGGAACAAUUGUGAU